Molecule: messenger RNA, 738 nt
Organism: Aegilops tauschii subsp. strangulata
Lineage: Eukaryota; Viridiplantae; Streptophyta; Magnoliopsida; Poales; Poaceae
Biological process (GO): mitochondrial proton-transporting ATP synthase complex assembly
Cellular component (GO): mitochondrion
Source: RefSeq, a predicted model, not a curated record
AUGCCCCUACCUGAAGGCAAUACAACUUAUUUUAUGCUUUUGUUUGGGCAAUACCACUUGGGAAGAGGUCACAUAGGUGUAUCUAUUAAAGCAAAGCUUUACCGUCUCUUGGAACAAAGAUCGGCUACAUGCCCAUAUUUUGUUAUUCCUUUGUGGAGAGGAAGUGGAUAUACCACCAUGUUUAUGCAAGUCCAGCUGCCACACAUGAUCUUCACAGGGCUUGAAGACUACAAAGCAAGAGGAACUCAAGCAAGCCCUUACUAUACAAUCACUCAUUUCACAGAGUUUGCAGAAACCAAGGAUACAGUGCUUGUCCGAGGAGACGUUGUCUUCACCAGCAAACUAACCGAUGCAGAGGCGAAGUGUCUUUUAGUGACCGCGCACUCCUUCUACCUGAACGAUGUGCGGUACAAGCUCGUGGAGCGUUUCAACAAGGAAACACAUGAUUUCGAGUUCAAAGACGUCCUUCAGGCGCUUGAAAUGCCGUCCAUGUGAGCAGAGAUGUCAAGCCAUCGUGCGACGACAAAGCUUCUCAGCAUGGUGAACCUGAAACUACUGCCGAGAAUGAAACUACAAGUACUUUUGCCCCCCAUUUUUUGUGGCAGUUGUAUCCUGGAAAAACUAGAAGAACGCCCGUGCGUUGCAACGGGGCACAUUGACUUUAAAAGUUCAAUAUUAAUCAUGUUAAUAUUCUCAUAUAUAUCAAGUGACAUUGGCGACCUUUUUUAUCAUCAAAUC